Messenger RNA from Mya arenaria, 1527 nucleotides. RefSeq lists its product as uncharacterized. The transcript has 5 exons. The record is from RefSeq and is a predicted model, not a curated record. Bases 92 to 898 code for a protein of 268 amino acids. NCBI's taxonomy places the organism in Eukaryota, Metazoa, Mollusca, Bivalvia, Myida, Myidae.
UAACAACUGAACAGAGCCUGCUCAAAUGGCAUUCGUGGUUUAAACCGAAUAGAAGGAUUAUUCUGAGCAAUAUUUGUUUUCAACUGCAAAUAUGUCGAUAAUCCUUAAUCUCGUUAUUCUUGCCAUGGUCGUUCAGGUGUCUCAGGCCGCCUCUCUCACGUUUGAAUGGGAAUCUCUUCAGGUCACGAAGGACACUCAAGUCGGUGAAGAAUAUAUUCCCAUCCAUGAUAUCAGUAGUAAACAUAGCUUCGAUGAUACCCCUGAAGUCGUGGACGAUGACACUGACGGAGGCCCCAUGUGUCACAAGGAAAUAUGCAAGAUUUGUAAAACUUACACUCGUCAUAAAGCGUGUGUAAUUGCAAAGGCCGUACACAACGCGAUGGAAGUAAAGCUGGUUGCCAGCAGACAUGUACUUGUAAAAGGGAAGAUAACAAACAAUACGGAUGUCUCCUUCUGUGUUAAUCACGUCAUGAAGCACCCUGACAUCAAAUCAGUCUGUAUUGUUGCCAGGAACAUCAGUAUUAAAGAUAUGUCAGCCUGCGUCAAUAUCACAGCUCAGAUAAAACAGAAAACAUUCAACGAGGCAUUUGGCUGUUUCAAAAUACCAAACAAAGUUGACGAGAUGCAGGCGUUUGACUCUCUCGACUCAGAGGACAUCGAUGUGGUCACAGAAUAUCCUGACUCAGAUGACAACGACGUGGUAACAGAAUAUCCUGACUCAGAUGACAUCGACACGGUAACGGAUUCGCUCGGCUCUGACGACGAGGAUGCCGAGUCUGCUACGCUCGAGUUGGACGCAUUCAGUCCAUUUGAAACAGAGGACAAUCAUCCUUCGGCAAGGCUCCUGAAAGCGAUGCUGACCUUCUUGAAAGAUCUGAAAGAAAAAAAGGCAAUGUAGCGAGGACGUAUUGUUUUGAACAUCCAGUUCUAUCAAACAUAACUCCGAGACUGCUGUGUUAAUAUUAUUGUUGAAGUUUAUGCUUCCUAUGAAACUCUUUUCUUAGAAUGUAGUCGUCUGCAUGCAAUCAUUCUGAGAGUCAAUGAAGGUUUACGUGAUAUAAUUCAAUCAAACCGAGACUCGAGACUGCUAUGUGUAUAGUUUUGUUGAUGUUUGUGCUUCCUACAAUACUUUUUCAAAAAUGUACUCGUCUGCUUGCAAUCACUCUAAAGUCAAUGAAGUUUCACAUUAAAACCCCUGUUUGACAUCAUUCGAUCAUUCCGAGACUCGAGACUGCUGUGUCUAUACUUGUGUUAUAUAAUGUGUUUUUCCAAAAAGGCGAUGUGUCGUAAAGAUUCGUUAUUUGCUGUACAUUUUGCAAUACUUCAAUGCAUUUUGUGUGUUCUUAAUACAGAUUGUCUGAACGGAUAUGUCUAUUGCUAUAAAUAUAGUAUAUAUUGUGUUGUGUGAUAUCUUGCACACAUGUUACGCAUGUACAAACUGGACAUGUGCUUCUUUACACGCUUAUUUGUACCUACACUAAAUAAAGAUAACAACGCAUAAAAUGCAAUAAAAAUGUUUGUGUUUUA